This is a messenger RNA of Acromyrmex echinatior (Panamanian leafcutter ant), 1235 nucleotides long. RefSeq names its product coiled-coil domain-containing protein 149. The record is from RefSeq and is a predicted model, not a curated record. Lineage: Eukaryota; Metazoa; Arthropoda; Insecta; Hymenoptera; Formicidae.
CUAGUAAGGUAGCUGCGAAUGCUACAAUAUCAUUUAAAAAAAAUUACAUAUCUAUAAAUUAGCCUCUAAAAAUAUUAGCCAAAAAUAACUUGAAAUAACCGAAUUUUUGACCAAAAAAUCCGUGAUAUGAAUUGGUAAAAAUCACGCAUUCUGCAUGCUCUUUCAUCAUGAUUCUAACCUGAAUAGUCGUCGAAUAGUCGUCGAAUAGUCGACUCUAACGAUUAAUAUCAGUUUAAAAUUAAUAUCUUGUUUGCGGUUCGCGGGACGAAGUGGAAGUUUUUUCCAGUUUUUUUCGUUUUUGUUUGAAGCAAAAACGCGCUGAAUGAGGCUAAUUUUAUUAAUGCUGGUCAUCAAGAAGUUCAACUGAAUAAUUACUCUGAAUUGUAUCUACGAAAAUAGCCGAAUUCGCCUGUAAUUCUCAUCGCGAAAUAAUUCAUGGAAUUUAUAUCUUCAUUAAAAUUCAAUUGUCAAAAGUGUUAAAACGCUCAUUGUUUUUUAUGACAUAACUUUUAAUUAAGAACGAUAUGGAGGAAAAGACGAGCCCUUUCAAAGAAAUUGGCUCCAACGAUGUUGACACAGAGUCAAAAGCAAUGCUAAAGAGAAAAUUACAAAUGAAAUCAGAAGCGCUCAUGUUGUUAAGCAAGGAAAUGGAUCAGAGUAGGAUAGAACGAGAUCAAUUCAAACUGAUGGCUGAACAAAUUCAGGAACGAUUUCUACAUUUGAAGAAACAGAUGUGUGAUAUGAAAGAACUGAAUAGUUUCGACGACGAUUUUAGAACCUUGGAUUUAUUAACAGAAGCACGUGAACAAAAUAAGUGCCUUAGGUUACAAGUUGAAACAUUAAGGCAGAAACUAACAGAUGCUGAAGGUGAUAUUAAAGUGUUACGUACAAAUAAUAAUCGUAUACCAAUUGAACAGCAGGAAACUCAAUUAGCACCAGCUAUGCAUCAAAGAGAAGAGAUGAUAGAGCAAUUAGAGAAAUUAAAUUUAAAGUGUUCACAGUUGCAAACAGAUCUACAAACAGUAUUGGAUGAGAAACAUGAGCUGAAGAUUGAAAGGGAUGCUUUCAAAUGUAAGGCACAUCGUUUGAAUCAUGAACUGUCUAAAGCUUUGAAUGCAACCAAACCAGUUGAUUUGGAUGCUCUUAUCAAUGAAAAUAGAUAUCUGCAAGAAAGACUGCAGCAAUUGCUUGAGGAGAAAGAGCUCACACGUCAAUCUCUAUCAAAGUAUAAGUAA